GAGGCCCCAACAGCCACGUACGAGGAGCAGGUGCGGGACGGCUUCAGGCCUGUGUACCAAGGCGACACGGUGGUCGCCAUGAUGCGGGGAGACGAGGUCGUCAGGCCGGGCAGGCGCGAGUUCCCCGAGAAGGGCACCGAGAAAGGCAAGGGCAAGGGCAAGGACAAGGGCUCCAGCUUCGGCGCCGCACCCACUGGGCCGGGCAGGCCCGACGGAGGGUCUGCCGGCGCCGACGAGGACGACCGACGAGACCGGGAGGAGAAGGGCCAGGGCCGCGGGCGACAG
Messenger RNA from Prorocentrum cordatum, 285 nucleotides. NCBI's taxonomy places the organism in Eukaryota, Dinophyceae, Prorocentrales, Prorocentraceae. The record is from the annotation of a GenBank genome assembly.